AUGUAUCAAUUCACGAGAAGACCACAUGUUGCAGCUGCCCAAGUGCACAUACUUCGUGUCUCACUCAAAGAUAACCUCGAGAUGGUCAAAUUCUUCCUCCACCAUUCUCACCAUAAACCCUGCAUCAGCAUGUCAAUAACAACUCUUAUUUCACUCAAGAUCCUCACCAUAUUCUUUUUAACCACCUUAGCCUAUCAGGGCAACUCCGAACCAAUUAACAACCAUGAAAAAAACAUCCUUCUUCAACUCAAACAAUCCUGGUCACAUCCACCUUUGCUCAAACAAUGGUCUUCUGCCAACUCAAGCGACCAUUGUACCUGGCCGGAGAUCACCUGUACAAAAAACUCUGUAACAGGACUUUGCAUUUCCAACAGAGGCGUGAAGGGGAAAAUCCCACCUUUUAUAUGUGAACUUAAAAACCUCACCUUUCUUGAUUUUUCGUACAAUUAUAUUCCUGGAACAUUCCCUACAGCCCUUUACAACUGUUCCAAUCUUCAGUAUCUAGACCUCUCUGAGAAUUACUUUGGAGGAGUGAUUCCCCAAGACAUUGACAAGUUGUCUCGUCUUUCUUUUUUCAAUCUUGAGGGUAACCAGUUCACUGGAGACAUUCCUGCUGCUAUCGGACAACUUUCAGAGCUUGUGACUCUUAAGCUUUCUACUAAUCUGUUGAAUGGCUUUCUCCCACCAGAACUUGGGAACUUGUCGAAUCUUGAAGUUCUUGAAUUAUCAUAUGCAAGUAAGUUUCCACCUUGGGCACUACCCACAAAUCUGUUCACUAAAUUGACAAAACUGAGGAAUCUUCUUAUGACUGAAUCGAAUUUGAUAGGAGAGAUUCCUGAAAGUAUUGGCAAUUUGACUGCUCUCGAAAUCUUGGAUUUCAGCAGCAAUAACUUGAGUGGCAAAAUCCCAGAUAGUGUGUUUUUGCUGAAGAAUUUAACUCAAUUAUAUCUUAGCAUCAACACACUUUCAGGACAAAUUCCUCGGUCCAUUGAAGCUUUGAAUAUGGAAGAACUGGAUUUAUCAGUAAAUUAUUUGACUGGAACAAUCCCAGAUGAUAUUGGAAAACUUACAAAAUUAUCAGUUUUGUCUUUGUCUUUAAAUAAUUUAUCAGGUGAGAUUCCAGUAAGUAUAGCAAGACUACCUUUCUUGAAAGAUAUAAGUAUUUUCAGCAAUAGUCUGUCAGGAGAACUGCCACAAGAUUUGGGUAGAUUUUCAAUGCUCGAGACCCUUACAGCCACUUUUAACUACUUUGUGGGAAGAUUACCUGAUAAUUUGUGCUACAAUGGGGUUUUGAGAGAUGUAGUUAUUAUUGAGAAUAAUUUUACUGGUGAAAUCCCUAAAUCACUAGGGAAUUGUCCUAGUUUGGAGUUUCUGGGAGUUUCAAAUAAUCAAUUUUCUGGUAAAAUUCCAGAUGGUUUAUGGACUUCAUUGAAUUUCACACAAAUGAUGGCAAGUCACAACUCAUUUACUGGACAUCUUCCUGAUAGAUUAUCUUCGAGUUUAUUUGCAGUCCAAAUUGAUAAUAACAAUUUUUCGGGUGAAAUUCCUACUGGAAUAUCUUUUUGGAAGAAUCUGAAGGCGUUUGUUGUCAGCAACAAUCAGUUUAAUAGUUCAAUUCCUACGACACUCUGCAAAGCGACAUCCCUUGAGAUUCUUGAUUUGUCAGGUAACAGUUUAGGUGGUACACUUCCGCACUGUUUAUUAGAUCUUAGCACUACUCUCACAAUUAUGGAUCUUCACAAGAAUCAAUUUGGAGGGAUAAUACCAGAAAGUUUCCCAAAGAGCUGCCAACUCACGACGUUUAACAUGAAUAACAAUCACUUCGAAGGUCCAUUGCCCCUAGCCUUGGCCAACUGUAAGAAGUUAAAGAUUCUUGAUCUUGGAAACAACAAAAUCAGUGGCACAUUUCCACAGUGGCUGGAUAGUCUUCCGGAUCUACAAAUCAUUGUCUUGCGAUCAAAUAGACUUCAUGGAACGUUAAGUCUUAGAAAGUUGGAAAAACCAUUUCCCAAAUUGCAAAUCAUGGACCUCUCUCACAACCAAUUCAGCGGCAACCUGCCAAUCAAUUUUUAUGACAAUUUGAAAGUUUUAGCGAAUGUUGAUCAACUAGUGGAUAUCAAUAUAACAAAGGACGGUUUAUUUUAUGAAGCUUCUGUUUUGUUAACUGUCAAAGGUAGGGAACUUGAAUUGACAAGAAUCCUCGGUAUCUACACAAGUAUUGAUUUAUCAAGCAACAAAUUCAAUGGAGAAAUUCCAGAGGUCAUUGGAGAACUUAAAUCACUGCGGCUUCUUAACAUAUCUCAUAAUUGCCUUACAGGCCGUAUACCAUCCUCGCUGGGAAACUUGAGCCACCUUGAAUCUUUAGAUUUCUCCUCAAACCAACUGACAGGCGUAAUUCCUUGGCAGAUGACUAGUCUGACAUUUCUUUCGACCUUGAACCUUUCAGAAAACCAUCUUUCGGGAGCAAUUCCAAAAGGAAGCCAAUUCAGCACUUUCAGUAAUGAGUCAUUUCUAGGUAACUUGGCUUUGUGUGGAUUCCCUCUGACGAAGAUAUGUAAAACUGAUGAGUCGGUAACUCAAGAAGUUGAUGAUGGUCUAGAUGAUGACGAUGAAUGGUUCACGUGGAAAACAGUGCUGAUCGGUUAUGGAUGUGGAUUGUCUAUGGUAUACAUUUUCUUCACAACUUAUAAGCCUAAAUGGUAUCUUCUCUUUGUUACAAGAGCUGAGCAGAAGUUGAUCAGAAGAUACAAGAAGAACACGUAG
Daucus carota subsp. sativus is the source of this 2763-nucleotide messenger RNA. RefSeq names its product receptor-like protein 36. Gene Ontology annotation, molecular function: protein binding. The coding region runs from base 1 to 2763 and encodes 920 amino acids. Lineage: Eukaryota; Viridiplantae; Streptophyta; Magnoliopsida; Apiales; Apiaceae. The transcript has a single exon. The record is from RefSeq and is a predicted model, not a curated record.